Gaeumannomyces tritici R3-111a-1 is the source of this 1443-nucleotide messenger RNA. RefSeq lists its product as hypothetical. The transcript has 4 exons. The record is from RefSeq and is a predicted model, not a curated record. Gene Ontology annotation, biological process: biosynthetic process. NCBI's taxonomy places the organism in Eukaryota, Fungi, Ascomycota, Sordariomycetes, Magnaporthales, Magnaporthaceae. Gene Ontology annotation, molecular function: pyridoxal phosphate binding; L-2-aminoadipate:2-oxoglutarate transaminase activity. The coding region runs from base 1 to 1443 and encodes 480 amino acids.
AUGUCGGCGGCGGCAGAAAAGCCGCUCAUCAACCUGAUCAGGGGGUGGCCGGCGCCGCGGCAGCUGCCGGCGGACCUGCUCAAGGCGGCGGCGGACCGGGCGCUCGCGGACCCGGCCGUGUUCGUGCCGGGCCUGCAGUACGCGCCAGACCCGGGCUUCCAGCCACUGCGCGAGGAGCUGGCCGCAUUCCUGGACGCCUACUACCACCCGGACGGCGGCGGCGGGGCCGCGGCCCCGGACGCGGCGCGCAUCUGCGUCACGGGCGGCGCCAGCCAGAACCUGGCCUGCAUCCUGGGCUCCUUCACGGACCCGGCCUACACGCGCGCCGUGUGGGCCGUCGCGCCCUGCUACCACCUGUCGAACCCCGUCUUCGAGGACGCCGGGUUCAAGGGCCGGCUCAGGGCCGUGCCCGAGGACGACGAGGGCAUCGAUCUGGAGUGGCUCGAGCGGGGGCUCAGGUCGUUUGGGUCGGACGAGCCGGCGGAGCCUGUCUUCAAGAACCUGCUCCCGGAAAGGAAGGCCUACCGCCACAUCAUCUACGCCGUCCCCACCAGCGCCAACCCCUCGGGCAAGACCAUGAGCCUGCGCCGGCGCCAGGGCCUCGUCCGCCUGGCGCGCGAGCACGACGCCCUGGUUGUCUGUGACGACGUCUACGAUUUCCUGCAGUGGCCCGUCCUCACCACCACCACCACCGCCGCCGCCGCCGCCGCCGCCGCCGGUAGCGGGCCGGAAUCGCUCCUCCUGCCGCGCCAGCGACCGCCGCCGCGGCUCGUCGACCUGGGGCCCGGGCGGCACGACGCCGGCGGCUUCGGCCACGCCGUCAGCAACGGCUCCUUCAGCAAGAUGGUCGCGCCGGGCGUCCGCACCGGCUGGGCCGAGGGCACCCCGGCCUUCAUCACCGGGCUGGCGCACACGGGCGCAAAUAGGAGCGGCGGGGCGGGGAGCCAGCUUGCCGCGGUUAUGAUUUGGGACAUGAUCCGCACCGGCGCCCUGGCCGCCCAUGUCGACGGCGUCGUGCGCCCGGACCUGCAGCGGCGGCACGGCGUGCUCCUCGGCGCGCUGCGGGCGGAGCUCGCCCCGCUCGGCGUCCGCUUCGAGGAACCGCGGUCCACCUACGGCGGGUACUUUGUCUGGCUGACCCUGCCCGAACCGGUCUCGGCGCCCAUCGUGGCCAGGCGGGCGCUCACGGACGAGAACCUGGUGGUGGCCGCGGGCGACAUGUUCCAGGUCAAGGGCGACGACGGCAGCGGCCGGGCCGCCGACGGCGAAGACGGCGCCAGGGUCCGGUUCCCUCACAACCUCAGACUGUGUUACUCGUGGGAGGACGAGGAGCGGCUGGUGGAGGGCGUCGAGAGGCUGGCGAGGGUGCUGCGGGGGUUGCGGGAUCGGCCGCCGACGGCGGAGGAGGCAGAGGAGGUGCAGCAGGCGUUUGGAUUUGUAUAA